UUGAUAAUAUCGACAACAAUCGGAGAUCCUGAUCCCAAGAAAUAUAAGAAGGAAUCAAAUGAUAAAGUUAAGAAAUCGGAGUCCUUGACAGAUGAUGAAAAGAAAUUUUUACGAGACGUUGAAGAAAAAUUUGCCAUAAAGUCCAAUGUUUCAGAUAAAGUUGAAGAGAAAAGUGUUGAGAAAGAAAAUAAAACACAUGUGGAGGAUGGUCAAAAAAAGGCACCACUUCCUGCAGUAAUCGCGAUAGAAAUAGUAAAUGAUACCGAAAAAUCAAAGGGCAAACGUACAAUCGAUGCAAAUUUGGGUUACGGCUAUAGGACAAAUGAUGGUUAUUCUUAUACUUAUUUUGGAAAAUCUAACUUAGACCAAGGAAAAUUUAUGAUAUAUCCUUAUUCUCAAGAAGACCUUCCUCCAGUCCGAAACUUACAACAUAAUACCAAGCAUUCAUCUCAAUCGAGUGGAAAAUAUUCAUCGUCUAAAACAUAUAAUGUUGAAAUAACCCCGUCGCAAGCCUAUGAACUUGUUGCAUUGAAGGAUGAACAACCCUCGUAUCAAUAUAAUAAACCUGCCAUACCUUUUGAAACAGGGUAUCAGAAUGUACAAGGUUUCGGUUCACCAAAUGUAAAUUCACAUUCAGCAAAACCUGCACAAACUUUAUAUACCACGUAUAACGGUCAAGAAUUUUCUGGCGUGAGUGGACAGUUUCCUUCUGUAAUGUCUGAUUAUUUUGUUAAUCCCAGUCAACUUUUAAAUAAUCCUCAGUAUCAAAGUGCAGGCUUAACAGAAGACCAUUUACGUUCUCAAAGCUCAUAUUUAAAUCAAAAUAAACCUAUUGUCCCCGUUUUAGUGUUAAGAAUACCCAGUUCAUACUUAAAUAAUCCUAGGGCUGAACUAUAUGCCGAUUUACCCAAAAAUUAUCCUUUAUCCCAACAUUUAAACCAUGUGAAUCUCCAAAGUUUGGUAAAUCAAUAUUUCAAAAACCAUGGUUAUUCAUCUGCUCCACAAAUAAUGUCUUAUCAGAAGCCCGAAGUAUCAACUCCUGAAGUGGAACCGCAACAUUAUUCCAAUCCUCAUGUCAGACCAUCGUACACUCAGGCUGACUUUUCCGGUAUACAAUACUCUGGAGUCAAACCAGUUAUGGCAAAAUAUCCAAGUUCAUACCAAAACCAACAACAAUAUUCAGUCCCUAAACCUCAAUCCUUGUACCAACGUCCUGUCCAACAGCAACAAUACGAAUACCAAUACAUUCCACAAACAGAAGUUAACAUGCAAUCUUAUUAUAUUCAACCACAAUAUCACCAAAAUACCCAGAUCGAAGAUGACACAGGAUACCAGAACGGACAACCUGAAACAAAUGAUCAAGAAUCAUAUCCAGUUGUAUCAUAUCAAACGCAAACAAGUAACGAAGAGUCUAAACCAGUUGUAGCCGAAGGUUACGAGGGCCAAAACGCACCACAAGGUAAUGCAGAAUCAGCUGUCGAACAGUAUGCUCCUGUUAACCAAGGAGCUUCAGUUUAUGCGAAUCAGGAAAGUGAUGAACAAUACAAACAAAAUGUCGCCUUGGAACAAGGAUCUCAAUCAACCAGUGGAUAUAGCUCCCAAGGUUAUUACCAACCAUCACAAAGUCCGAAAAGCCCAGUUUCUGUAUAUCCAUCAAGACUUAUUCAUACAGAACAAUAUGAAGAAGUAGAACAAACAGGUGUACCUCAGAAUUAUGAAUAUAAAUCGCAAAAUAAUGAAGAUUCAAGCAAAUCUCUAGUUCUAUCAGAAAAUUAUCCAAGCAAAGAUCACACCAUAGCUACGGUUUUACCCUACGCUUAUAAAUCAGUUAAACAGCCCACACAAUCCAGUAUCCAGACAGUCAGUUAUGUAACACCAGUACCAUCAGCAAAAUAUCAAUCUAAAUACAGGAUAAUGGUACCGCAAACCAUACUCAAGAAUCCAAAUGACGAGAAGGUGUCCUACGUAAACUCUCAUUCAUUACCUAUGCAUUACACGCAAGUUGGUCAUUACUCUGAUGUUAGAACGAAGAGUGAUUAUGGCAACAGCGGUCGAUACGUUUCGUCAAUAUCAAAUCAACCUUCAUAUUCUAGAAAUAUCCAUUCUCAUCCAAAGAGGAUGGUUAAACAGGAGAACAAUCAAGAAACUUCAGUCACUAAUAAGACAGCUAAAAAACAAAAUGAACGAAAUAACAAGAAACAGUCACAGUAA
This is a messenger RNA of Danaus chrysippus (African queen), 2211 nucleotides long. Lineage: Eukaryota; Metazoa; Arthropoda; Insecta; Lepidoptera; Nymphalidae. The record is from the annotation of a GenBank genome assembly.